UUGACACCCACCUAUUUGCACCCACUGGGUCAGUUACUGACAGUUUUCCGCUGCAGAUGUAACUUCAGUCUUUGACCUCAUUUCUUCUGGAAGAGUGUGAACAACCAAGAGUGGAGGAUGCUCAAGUUGUACAUGCUGUUUGUUCUUCUUCACAGAGCAGCUUGUACUCUGCUCUACGCUCACCCUGGACAGAAUGUGACCUUAAGGUGCUCCUUUGACCCCAGCGCCUCAUAUUUGAGCUGGUACAAGCAGGUCGCAGGAGAGGAACCUCAAAUAAUAUCCUCCUUCUUCAAAAGUUCCAAGAACAACUUCCACAACCAGUUCCGAAACGACAAGCGCCUUUCGGUUCAAACUGGGGCCGAGUUCUACAAUCUGCUCAUCUCUCACGUGCAGGACCCAGAUUCAGCGAUGUAUUACUGCGGACGCACCGUCAUAGCAACCACUGAAUUCUAUAAAGGAAUAUUUUUGGUACUAAAAGAGUCUGGUCACAAGUCUUACAUUCUGCAGCCGGCGUCCGACUCAGUGCAGCCAGGAGGCUCUGUGAACCUGAGCUGUGCGGUGCGCACCGGGACCUGUGAUGGAGAGCACAAUGUGUACUGGUUCAAGAAGGACUCAAAAAACUCCCCGCUGGGAAUCAUGUACAUCAACCCACACAGCAGCAGUCGGUGUGGUCGGGACCCCGGGGAUGAGCCUCCUGAACACAGAUGUGUGUACAGCUUAUCCAAAAGGAACGUCGGCACAUCCGAGGCCGGGACGUACUACUGUGCCGUGGCUCACUGUGGAGAUAUUUUGUUCGGGGAUGGAACCAGACUGGACGUUGAAAGGAAAGACGAUGACCUCUCCACCGCCUUGAUGUAUUGCGUGGCUGCAGCUCUACUUGUGUCUAUAAUCUUGAACAUAAUCCUCCUCUGUAUCCUGUGCAAAAUGUUCAGGAGGAAACUUCUUUACUCUGGAGGGCUGCAGCACCAGUCCACUGUCCAAGACUUCACCGCUGACAAUCAGAAUCCAGACUUGGAUACUUUGCAGUACGUUGCUCUGGACCUCAAAAAGGGGCACAACAAGAGCCGGAGACUGAGGAGCCCAGAGGAGGAGACGGUCUACUCUGCAGUGAGAAAGUCUACCAGGGAGCAGCAGUCCACCUACAGAUAUCACACAGAGUCAGGUGCUGCCAUCAACUCAAAGAAAAGAAACUGGAGCUCUGCAGCGAUGGUGCCACACAUUUUUCUGCUGCUUCUUGGUGGAAUGUGUAAGGUGGCAGCAGAUAUGAAGAUCCCAGGUAUUAAUCAGGACAGUGGGGUUAAAACAGCUAGAAUCGGGGGGGAAGUGACUUUACACUGCUCAUUUAAGAACGAUGCUGUCAACUUCAUUUCUUGGUACCAGCAAAGUUUGGGAGGCAAACCUGUCAUCAUUGCAACACGGAUGAAGCUCAACACACAAGCCACCAUCUCCCCUGCGUAUAAAGAACGGUUUCAAGUGGAUGUAGGAGUUGAAGACGGAAUCAACCAUCUCAUGAUCAAAGACAUUCGACUGUCGGAUUCAGCGACGUACUACUGUGGGAUUUUAGAAUUCAACGCCAUUGAAUUUGGAAAAGGGGUGUUUCUCCAUGUCAAAUCAUCAUCGUCCAACACCCAAGCUGUCGUCCAUCAGCCAGCUUUGGAGCCACUCCAGGUGGGAGAUUCUGUGAAUUUGAGCUGUACGGUUUACGCUGAACAAUGUGCUGAGCAGCAGAGCUUCUACUGGUUCAGACAUGGCGCUGCUCAGCCUUCAAUCAUGUAUCACAGUGCGGGUCAGUGCAAGUUUGAUUCUGAAUCUCAAGUGAGAAACUGCACUUUAAACCUACCUAUAAAGGCUGCGAGCUCCUCUGAUGCAGGGAUGUACUAUUGUGCUCUGGCUUCAUGUGGGGAGGUUGUGUUUGGGAAUGGAACGCAAGUGGAGGUUCGAGGAGGUUCUGCCAAAGUCCCUUCUCUCCUGGUGUCUUGCCUGAGCGUAGUAUUGGCAGGUUCCAUUAUCGUGCUCCUCACUUUGGCUGUCAUCAUUUACAAGUUGAACAAAAAGUCAUGUUCUCUCUGCAAAGGGACAGAUCGUCAUCUGACAGUUUCUGCAGCCUCUGACACCACGGGACAAGAUGUGGAUAUUCUCCACUAUGCAGCUCUGAGUCUGAACAGAACCAGUGAGCGACAUCGCCAAGAAGAGAGCACAGAGGCCCACUGUGUAUACUCCAGAGUUAAGAGCAGAAAAGUGUAAAGGACUCAUCACUUCUUUCCUCAAGGUCACUUAAAUCCACUCAAUGUACAAUGGCAAAUAAAUUGCAAUAAAAUACUUUUUCCUUUGUCAAUGUA
Messenger RNA from Labrus bergylta (ballan wrasse), 2339 nucleotides. RefSeq lists its product as uncharacterized. The record is from RefSeq and is a predicted model, not a curated record. Gene Ontology annotation, biological process: response to bacterium. NCBI's taxonomy places the organism in Eukaryota, Metazoa, Chordata, Actinopteri, Labriformes, Labridae.